CUAAUAAAGUGAGACGUGAAUGGGCGAGGGCGUGACAGAUACACAUGAGCGCCUGAGAAAGUCGGGCGAAUUGGUUUGAGCUCCGUAAAGCGACUCGGAGAUCAGUGCAGAGGUGAACACGCUGCGCCGCCGCACAUUCCGACCCAGAGAUGCCACCGCAAAUGGAAUACCAGUGUGUGGACAGAAGGAGCACUUUGGGACCUCCAGUGCAGACCGAGAAAGACAAGGAGCCCCAAAUUAAAUGUGUUUUAGUUGGGGAUGGAGCCGUCGGAAAGACCAGUUUGAUUGUCAGCUACACGCGAAAUGGCUAUCCAACGGAAUAUCAGCCGACAGCAUUCGACAUAUUCACGGGGCUUGUCCGUGUCGACGGCACCCCAGUUCGAGUUCAGCUCUGUGACACUGCUGGGCAGGAGGAGUUUGAUCGCCUUCGUUCUCUUUGCUACCCCGGCACAGACGUCUUCAUCGUUUGCUUCAGCGUUGUGAACCCUUCAUCCUUUCAAAACAUCGCAGAGAAGUGGAUCCCCGAAAUACGGACUUUCAGCCCAUCUACUCCCAUAAUUCUUGUGGGUACACAAUGUGACCUUAGACAUGACGUAAAUGUACUCAUUAACUUGGACCGAUUCAGAGUCAAGCCUGUGCUUGAGUCGAGAGCUCGAAAUCUCGCCGACAAAAUCCGAGCUCAAGACUAUAUGGAGUGCUCGGCGUUAACACAGAAGAACUUGAAGGAAGUAUUUGACUCUGCCAUCUUUGCAGCAAUCAAACAUAAAGCCAGGCAACAAAAGAAACUUAAAAUGUCAACAGAUCGGAUGAAAACUCUCUCCAAAUGUGGCUGGAAGAAGUUUUUUUGCUUUGUCUAAAAGGAACUGUCAUCAAAAUGACUGACUCUUUUGUAAUUGACUCUCCUUUGUAAUUUAUUUGGAAAUUUUAAAUUGAAUCUAUGGACUCUGAAGGUGGUUAUUAUGAAUGUUGUUUGAAUAGUCAGCUUCAAAGAGGAUCAGGGCAUCAGACUGAUGGGGAGUAGGACCUGCAGCUUAGCCUGUUGUGAAGAGCACUGUGUGAACGCGGCACUGUGCUCUCGCAAUUUAAGGCUUUCAUUCUACAUUUAUAUGUCUACCUAUGUCUUUAUUAUUUAAAGAAGGACAGGAAUAGAAUGGACUGUAUGCCAUCUCCUACUGCUCUCUACUAUAAAUGCACUUUAGACCAUUGAUUUGGGGUUAGCGGGAGUGGUUGCAUAAACAGGAUUCACAUAUUCAGCCAUCAAAAUGAUUAAUCGGUUGGUUUUCCUUAAGCACAGCUACAGCAGAUGAACUAUGAGGUUAAUCACAAAUAUUGAAAUACGAGUUUCAGUCCCCAUUUUGCAACAUACAGAUAGACUGCUAAUGGGUGGAUAUCAAUCUAACCUUCUUAAUCCAGUCCAGACUAAGCUAUUAGAAAUGGACACGAAUCAAGAAGCUAACUCUGGAUGUGAGAGCUCAAUCAUAUAGACAUGCACACCAGACCAGUUUAGAGUCACCAGUUCACCUAAUGUACAUGUGUUUGAGGCAAAUAACCAGUGUGCCUGGAGACAAACCUACACGGCCAUCAUGCCAGCUUUAUACAGACUGUGACCAGGCUGCCAUUCAGUUCUCAGACCACUUUUGGGCUGUGAGGCACCUGCACUCUGCUAUCCUAGUUAAGGUGAUUAUAAAAACAAACAGACUAUCUAUCUAUCUAUCUAUCUAUCUGCCUAUCUAUCUAUCUAUCUAUCUAUCUAUCUAUCUAUCUAUCUAUCUAUCUAUCUAUCUAUCUAUCUAUCUAUCGUGACCCAUAGUGGGCAUGACAGCACCUUAUACCGCAUAUUUAACCUUAAAGACACAAGAGUUUAUAUUAAAGAAAUAUCUUAACAAAGGUUUCUUUUCUCAGUAAACAAUUCUCUUUCUUGUUCCUUCUCUUCUACUCUUCCCCUGGUGAAAUUUGUCCUUAUGCUCUCCUGACUCUCCAGGAUGAGACGAAACGACUUCCUUUUGCAUGAGUACAUUUUAUUUAUUUAUUUUUUUUGUAUCCCCUUACUGCACCCAGGAAGCACUUUUGGGUCAGGGGGAACCUCCCUAAAACAAGGAAUGCUCCUUCCCACAGCUUCCUUCUUAGUAUCUCCCAAGAAACCUUGCAGGGCUGCCCAUUGGUACUGCAACUCCUAUGCACCCCUGCAGGAGUACAUAGGGGAGAUGCACUAGAAGGAUGCUGUCUCCCAUAGUAUUAGGGGAACACAUGGCCCAUGAAAGUUGCUUACCUCCACCCAUCUAUUAUAAAGUCCACCCAGAUGGGUAAGGAACCAUCUAAACCAGUUGGAAUGCCAGGCAAUCCAUGUCUGGUAUCUAUCUAUCUAUCUAUCUAUCUAUCUAUCUAUCUAUCUAUCUAUCUAUCUAUCUAUCUAUCUUUCAUUAUAUAGUGCCUUUCAUAUAUCUAUCUAUCUAUCUAUCUAUCUAGUGCCUUUCAUAUCUAUCUAUCUAUCUAUCUAUCUAUCUAUCUAUCUAUCUAUCUAUCUAUCUAUCUAUAGUGUUUAUACUGUAUACUGUAUAUAAAAUAUUUAUAGAUAAAUAUGUAUAGCUAAAUAUUUAUGGAUCAAUAAAAUGAUUAUUUUAUUUCUAUAAAAAUAAUGAUUAGUUAUCCCCAUAUUUAUAUAUAUAUAAUAUACACCUUACCAUUUUCUAAGCCUGCUCAUCUGGGGCAGAGUCACAUGACACCUGGAGUCUAUCCCAGCAGGCACAGGGCUUCCAGGUAGGAACAAUCCCAGAACAGGCUGCCAGUCCAUUGCAGGGUAAACACACAGACACUCGCCCUCGCCACGGCCAAUUUGGCAUCUCCAAUCCAGCCAACCCACAUGUCUUUGGACUGUGGGAGGAAACCCACGCUGACACGGGAAGAACAUGUAAACACCAUGCACGGCACGGAGGACCCAGAAUUCCAACUCUGAUGUCCUUCCUGUAAGACAGCUGAGCUACCACUGUGCUGUCCAUGCUGUGUGUGUGUCUAUUUCUAUUGAUCUAUAUAUAUUUAGCUAUACAUAAUUUAUAUAUACAGUGUAUAGUAUUAACUCAAUGUAACUUGACAGAUGUAUAUGCACACAAACGGACAUUGUAUGUUUUAUAUAUUCAGCACACACUGUAUAUGAGGGAGACAAAUAAGAUAAGCAAUCCUUGUUUGAAGACAGAACAUUUUGGCCGUUGGGCGUCAUCAUUGAUUUACAUGACCUGACCAUCUGCUAUCCCGCUGCAGGUGGUCCCCCUCUGUGAUUUACGGUCUCGUGCCCUGAUAUCUACGGUAUUGAUUACCACGCUUAUGCUUCUUGUGGAAGCGAUUUUUAACAUUUUAAGGACUCAUUCAGUUGUGUGAGAUGAUAUAUUUUUUGGGAUGCAGAAUAAGCAAUGUUGAAUACGAGUGAUGGGACAUUUUGUUCUUUUUCCAAAGAUGGAGGGGCUCACAUGGACACUAGUGGACUGCCAUGAAGUCACACGUAUGGUGGGAUGUGGCCGCACUGUAAUCAUUCACACAGAUUUUCUGGAUGCUUCUAAAUGUCACGGAGUUUGUUUUUUUGUACUGACAAUGUGAUGCCGAUUCUGCUUCACUGAUAAAUCUUUAGGACUUUCAGUCCAGCUUGUCUGUUUAUCAAUUCAUUUUGGAUAUGUGCGAGAGCUCAACUGUAUAAGUACUGCUUAAAUAAAGAAGUGUUUUCAAAGUGGA
Erpetoichthys calabaricus (reedfish) is the source of this 3720-nucleotide messenger RNA. It is a transcript of the gene rhov, whose product is annotated as ras homolog family member V. The record is from RefSeq and is a predicted model, not a curated record. Lineage: Eukaryota; Metazoa; Chordata; Cladistia; Polypteriformes; Polypteridae. The transcript has 3 exons. Gene Ontology annotation, molecular function: GTP binding; GTPase activity. Gene Ontology annotation, biological process: small GTPase-mediated signal transduction. The coding region runs from base 150 to 857 and encodes 235 amino acids.